Messenger RNA from Tigriopus californicus, 2048 nucleotides. RefSeq lists its product as uncharacterized. The coding region runs from base 1 to 1827 and encodes 608 amino acids. The record is from RefSeq and is a predicted model, not a curated record. Lineage: Eukaryota; Metazoa; Arthropoda; Copepoda; Harpacticoida; Harpacticidae. The transcript is spliced from 2 exons.
AUGCCGGUGGUAACGGUUCUCAUGGGCAUGACCACGAUCGGGGAAGAUUUGGAGCAACUAUGGACCUUAGAAGCCAUGGGAAUUAGUGACCAAGAAGACGGCCAAUUGACACCAGCGGAAGAAAAAGCCGUGGAACAUUUUGAAAAAUCCACUCAAUUGAAGAAUAAGCGCUAUGAAGUGUCACUUCCAUUCCGAGAGCGGGUUCCGAAGGUAGAAAAUAACUACUUGCAAGCGCUGAGAUGCUUGGAGACUUUAGAAAGAAGAUGGGAACGCAACCAAGAAUUUGCAUCAGCCUAUAAGGAAGCCAUGAAUGAGUACUUCGAGAAGGGUUAUGCUCACAUAGUGCCUAGUGAAGAGGUCAGGAAACCGAAGGAAGUGUUCUACCUGCCGCACUCAGCGGUGAUGAGAGAAGAAUCUCUAUCGACUUCUGUUUGCAUAGUAUUCAAUGCAUCCGCAGUCUAUAAGGGUGCCUCGCUAAAUGAAUCUACCCUGGUUGGGCCAAAGCUGCAGAAAGACAUUCUGGACAUCCUGAUCAAAAUGCGAUCAAAACCAGUGGUUAUUGCUGGAGACAUUUCGAAAAUGUUUCUCCAGAUACAACUGGCUCCAACCGAUCGGGAUUAUGUCCGGUUUCUGUGGCGCGAUGAGAAGAGUCAAAAUAAGCGCUAUGAAGUGUCACUUCCAUUCCGAGAGCGGGUUCCGAAGGUAGAAAAUAACUACCUGCAAGCGCUGAGAUGCUUGGAGACUUUAGAAAGAAGAUGGGAACGCAACCAAGAAUUUGCAUCAGCCUAUAAGGAAGCCAUGAAUGAGUACUUCGAGAAGGGUUAUGCUCACAUAGUGCCUAGUGAAGAGGUCAGGAAACCGAAGGAAGUGUUCUACCUGCCGCACUCAGCGGUGAUGAGAGAAGAAUCUCUAUCGACUUCUGUUCGCAUAGUAUUCAAUGCAUCCGCAGUCUAUAAGGGUGCCUCGCUAAAUGAAUCUACCCUGGUUGGGCCAAAGCUGCAGAAAGACAUUCUGGACAUCCUGAUCAAAAUGCGAUCAAAACCAGUGGUUAUUGCUGGAGACAUUUCGAAAAUGUUUCUCCAGAUACAACUGGCUCCAACCGAUCGGGAUUAUGUCCGGUUUCUGUGGCGCGAUGAGAAGAGUCAAGUAGUGCGAGUCUGUCGUUUCUCAAGUCUAGUGUUCGGUUUGGCUUGUUCACCAUACCUCGCCAAUGCGGUAAUCCAAGAUCUAGCCAACCGACAUGGCAGUUCCCAUCCCAUGGCCAGUCAAACCUUGAAGAACGACAUUUACGUUGACGAUGUGUUCAUCUUCGCUGACUCCUCGGCUGAAGCCCUUGCCAAGCUUGACCAAGUCAAUGAAGUGCUUCAAGAGGGGAGCUUCACACUUACAAAGUUCUAUUCGAAUAGCUUAGAGGUGUGCAACGCAAUACCGGAGGAGAAAUUAAACCCAAAAGCGCUCUUACACCUCCAACCAGAUGAACAAAAGGCCAAGGCCCUGGGCGUGUCCUUCCACACCAACACGGAUGAGCUAGUUUAUCAUGUCCAUUCGGUAGCCACCACGUGGGACCCCAAUGCCGUGGAAACCAAGCGCACCGUGUUGUCGAAAAUCGCAGGAAUCUUUGAUCCAUUAGGCCUAGUGGCCCCCCAAACCAUUCUUCUCAAAAUAUGCAUGCAGAGCAUAUGGAAAAGGGGAAAUAUUGAUUGGGAUGAUAACCUUCCCUCGGAUAUACAGGAAGAGUGGACUCAAGCGGUAAAAAUUUUGGCCCUUCAACAGACCCAGCACUUCCCGAGGUACAUUGGCUUCAAAACUCGGGAACAAAUGGUAUAAUUGCAUGUGUUUUGUGAUGCCUCAAAAAAGGCCUAUGCGUGUUGCAUCUACAUACGUUACGUUCUGGGCGAUAACAUCCGGGUCACCCUUUUACUCGCUAAAGCAAAAGUGGCACCCACCAAAGCCUUAUCGUUACCGAGAUUGGAAUUGAUGGCUUGUCGAAUUGGGGCGACUCUGCACCAAAGAGUCCGGAAUGUCAUGGACCACGUGACGUCGUCAAA